AUGGUCAAGGCUGUUGUUGCUGGCGCCUCGGGCGGUAUCGGCCAGCCCCUCUCCCUUCUUCUAAAGCUAUCCCCCCUCGUUGACGAGCUUUCCCUCUACGAUGUCGUCAACACCCCAGGUGUCGCCACCGACCUUUCCCACAUCUCCUCAACUGCCAAAGUCACGGGCUACCUGCCCAAGGACGAUGGCGGCAAGACCGCCCUGAAGGAUGCCGAUAUCAUCGUCAUCCCUGCCGGCAUUCCCCGCAAGCCCGGUAUGAGUCGUGACGAUCUCUUCAACAUCAACGCUGGCAUCGUUAAGGGCCUGAUCGAAAUCGCCGCCGAGGUGGCUCCUAAGGCCUACAUACUGGUCAUAUCCAACCCGGUCAACUCGACUGUCCCUAUCGCCGCCGAAGUUCUGAAGGCUAAGGGCGUCUUUAACGCCCAGAAGCUGUUCGGUGUCACCACCCUCGACAUUGUCCGCGCUGAGACCUUUGUCGCUGAGAUCGGCGGCCAGAAGACCGGUUCCGAGCUGACUGUCCCCGUUAUCGGCGGUCACUCUGGCGAGACUAUCGUCCCCCUCUUCAGCAAAGUCAGCCCUAGCGUAACGAUCCCAGAUGACAAAUACGAUGCUCUUGUCAACCGCGUACAGUUCGGCGGUGACGAGGUCGUCAAGGCCAAGGACGGCGCCGGUUCCGCCACCUUGUCCAUGGCUUACGCUGGAUUCCGCUUCGCCGAGAAGGUCUUGAGGGCCGCCAAGGGCGAGAAAGGGCUUGUUGAGCCCAGCUUCGUCUACCUCCCUGGAGUCCCGGGUGGCGACGAGGUCGCCAAGGCGACUGGCCUAGACUUCUUCUCUGUUCCGGUUGAGCUCGGACCCCACGGUGUCGAGAAGGCCCUCAACCCCCUGGCUGGCAUUACCGAGAAAGAGAAGUCGCUAGUGGACGCCGCCGUACAGGGCCUCAAGGGCAACAUCGAGAAGGGCAUCAGCUUUGCUCACAACCCCCCUCAAAAGUAA
Messenger RNA from Durotheca rogersii, 993 nucleotides. Its product is annotated as malate dehydrogenase. Bases 1 to 993 code for a protein of 330 amino acids. Gene Ontology annotation, molecular function: L-malate dehydrogenase (NAD+) activity. Gene Ontology annotation, biological process: malate metabolic process; tricarboxylic acid cycle. Lineage: Eukaryota; Fungi; Ascomycota; Sordariomycetes; Xylariales; Xylariaceae. The transcript is spliced from 7 exons. Gene Ontology annotation, cellular component: cytoplasm. The record is from RefSeq and is a predicted model, not a curated record.